Molecule: messenger RNA, 3576 nt
Organism: Misgurnus anguillicaudatus (oriental weatherfish)
Lineage: Eukaryota; Metazoa; Chordata; Actinopteri; Cypriniformes; Cobitidae
Gene: g3bp2a
Product: G3BP stress granule assembly factor 2a
Cellular component (GO): cytosol; ribonucleoprotein complex
Molecular function (GO): mRNA binding
Source: RefSeq, a predicted model, not a curated record
UGACGGGGGUUCUGGUCCCAGUUCGCAGGGGUUAGACAAUAAGAAUCUAUUCUAAACAGAUGAAAUUUAUCUCGCUGUGUGAUUUCAAGCAGCGGACACUGACGCUUAUACAACUGUUACAGUUUUGAGUUUUGAACUUAAAACAUUUCUUGUUUUGAUCACUUAUCAUCACUUACAUAAAUCAUAGAUCACAGAAAGAGUUUCUGACUCUUUAGCAAGGAAAUGGUGAUGGAGAAGCCCAGUCCCCUGCUGGUAGGGCGGGAGUUCGUAAGACAGUAUUACACACUGCUCAAUAAAGCACCAGACUUUCUGCAUAGAUUUUAUGGGAGAAACUCAUCUUAUGUCCACGGUGGACUGGAUUCAAAUGGGCAGCUGUCAGAGGCAGUGUAUGGACAAGCUGAGAUACAUAAGAAGGUAAUGUCCCUGCAAUUCAGUGAGUGUCACACAAAAAUCCGACAUGUGGAUGCCCAUGCCACUCUGAACGAUGGUGUGGUUGUCCAGGUAAUGGGAGAACUUUCCAAUAGUGGACAACCUAUGCGGAAGUUCCUACAGACAUUUGUGCUGGCCCCAGAGGGUUCUGUGGCAAACAAAUUUUACGUUCACAAUGACAUCUUUCGAUAUGAGGAUGAAGUUUUUGGGGACUCUGAGGCUGAAAUUGAUGAAGAGUCAGAAGAAGAGAUUGAUGAGCAGGAAGACAGGCAACCAUCACCUGAACCUCUCCAGGAGAGUCCUAGUAACGCUAACUACUAUGAAACACAUCCUGUGAGCUGUAGCAAUGGUGUUGAAGAAGCACAUGAGGAGCCAGGAAUGGAAUCAGAGUCUGAAGUUUCACAGGAACCCAAGCCUGAGGAGCUUAAGGUUGAGGAGAAAAUUCUAGAGGAGUUUGAGGAGAAGGCACCAUCACCAGUUCCAGUGGUAACCCCACCUCACGUACAGGAGCCACCUAAGACUUUCUCUUGGGCCUCUGUGACCAGCAAAAAUUUGCCUCUUAGUGGGACUGUUCCAUCCUCUGGAAGUUCACCCCAUGUUGUUAAAGCACCAAACUCACAGCCCAGACUUGAGACCAAGCUUGACGCGUCACCAGCUUUAAUUCAUCCAUGUGACCAGCGUGUCCGUGACAGACCCUUUGUAAACUUAAGAGGGCCUAGAUCUGAUGGCAUCUCGGAAUCUCAAACUGGAAAACCACAUUUCAGCUUCGUAAAUAAAGGGAGAGGUGAUGAGUCGAGUGAGAUUGACAACAGAAGGCUCUUCCGGUAUCCAGAUAGUCAUCAGCUAUUUGUUGGAAAUCUUCCUCAUGACAUUGAUGAGAGUGAACUCAAAGACUUCUUUAUGACAUUUGGAAAUGUUGUUGAGUUACGAAUUAACACCAAGGGCACUGGAGGAAAGAUACCCAACUUUGGCUUUGUUGUCUUUGAUGAUUCGGAACCGGUGCAAAGAAUUUUAGGAAUCAAACCCAUUAUGUUCCGUGGUGAUGUGCGUCUCAACGUGGAGGAAAAAAAGACGAGGGCCAUGCGUGAACGGGAAACUCGUAGUGGAGAGGAUCGGAGGGACGCAAGGCGUAAUGAUCGUGGUGCAGGUGGACCGCGUGGCAUUGCCAGAGGUGGUAUGAUACGAGACCGUGAUGGCAGGGGUCCACCGUCGCGAGGUGCCGCUGUACCUAAACCAGGCGCGGGUACUAGUAGAGGCGCUGGUCUGAGUGAGGGUCGUUUUACUGCUCCACGGCGUUGAAUAGAGUUCCACCUUUAGUUUGGAAAUGGUACAAUGUCCAUUAAUUACAAUUGAAAUCAAUGUAAAAACAUAUACACUUUUGUCCUUUUAUUUUCUUUAAGAUUUUAUACCUUUUUGUAUUUGGAAUUUCUGCUGCUCAUGUGAAACAGAUACAUGACUUGAGUAACACAUUGGCUCAACAUAUAUUAUGUUUUUCACUUUAAAACUGUACUGUAAAUCCUUUGGUCUGUGAUUUAUCAAAUGGUUGCAAUUACAACAUUUUGGGGGAAGUUAGAUCAGUUAGAUUUGGUUUUUAUAGUUUUAAGUUUAACCUCUGCUGUGACAUUUUUGUACUUGAUUUACUUUCUAGUUACUAUUGCUGAAAAUUGAUUGAAAGAUGGCGUUUAGAAUAUAUUUUUAGUUGUUUUUAUUUUGUUUGUCUAGCCUUCAAAUAAAUUGAUUGAGGAAAUUACAAAAAGUGGUUGUGAGCUAAAAGUACUUAAUUUGACUCCGUGAAAAAGAAUCUGUGAUCAUGAAGAAACUUUUAUGAGGACCGAAAAUACAAUAACGUCUCCAUAAUUUUCUUUUUAUAUUUUAAAUAUACAUAUUUUUGUUUCAAAUAUGCCUAAAAAUCCAAGUGCAUGAAGCAGUAGUUGAAAAAUUGUAAAGUGAAAAAGUUUCAUGAUUUUUGUGAAUGGGAAAUUUGAGUUUAUGCUGAAUGUUUUUUCUAAAGGCAAAGUCACUUUAUGAUCAUUAAGUUUCAUAACAAUAAUGUUUUUGUGAUACAAGUUUAAUUCUAAACCUUUUUUAAGGACGUGGCAGUGCCAUACAUAGUGCAGAGAAGCUUUGCUGGUGAAUGUAUGACCUUCCCAAAUUAAUUGGUUUUGAGUUCUGCAUCGUUUGGUGAUGAUAUAAUUUUUAUAAUCAUUUUCUCUGUGUUUGAUUAUAAAAGGAGGUUGCCAAAAUGUUAAAGUCUUUUCUAGACAGACAUGAGAGAUAUAUCUUGUUAAAAGCUAUUUAAACAGAAUAGAAAUGUAUGUCAUCCAUAUAUACACAACGUAAUGUUUUUCUGCUGUGUAAUUUUUUUAUCUGUUUGUUGACAUCCACAUCUAUUGUAUAUCUUUGUGAUUCAAAAAUGUUGUAUGUUGGAGAAACAUUUAUUGCAGUUGGCACUGCUGUCAUUUUGCAGUUGUACUCAGUCUAAUACUUGCACUGAUUUGAGAUGUAGCGCUAUUUUUGAUGUUUAUUGUCUUCCGUGUUAGGUAGAUUGCACUCUUUGCAAUAUUUCUUGGACAAUCCUCAUCAGGGACAUUGCAUUGACUUUUCUUUUAGUUUUUUAAGACUUGUUUUCUUCUCAAAAUUUAGGUUGCAGAUAUACAUGGAAGGUUCUGAAGAUAGUAUGUUGGUACUGUACGUCCUUCCUAGAGACUCUUUCCCCAUGUUGACAACCUAGCUCUUGUUUUAUGUUUGGACCUGGUUGAUUAGAAUAACUGUGUAAAUAAAUGCCACAAUGGCCUUUCUAUUUAGACUUACAGCACUUCAAUCAGCCAAAUACUUUGAAAGAGAAAUAAGAAAUCACAUCAUACGGCUUGGUCUCAUAACUGUGCUUUUUAACGCUGAAUAUGCAUCUGACUUAAAUUCAGUUUUUUUUACAUAUGAUUUAAACAAUUCUCUUACAAAUAAAUCUGUAUGCUACUGUAAAAAUGGUCAGGUUUUUUUCAUCCAGAUAAUAGGUUUACAUUUUUAGAUGUUAUGUAAUUUUCUAUUUAAGUGGACAAAGAACAUAAGCUUUUUGUACUGUUGUUGUAUUUUUAUUUCAGUUUCAGCUCUGAGUGUGUUAUAUGUGACAAUAAACAAAUUUGUGCAGUU